AUGAGCACAUCAACAGCUUCUCCAGAGGCGACCACAUCAACAGCCUCUCCAGACGGGACUAUCUCAACAGCCUGGCCAGAUGCGAGCACAUCAACAGCUUCUCCAGACUUCACCACAUCAACAGUGUCUCCAGACAGGACCACAUCAUCAGCUGCUCAGGAUGAGACCACAUCAACAACAUCUCCAGAUGUGACUACAUCAACAUCGUCUCUAGACGGCACCACAUCAGCAGCUUCUCCAGAUAUAACCAUAUCAGUCGCUUCUCCAGACGUGACCACAACAAUAGCAUCUCCGGACACGAGCACAUCAACCGCUUUUCCGGACUUGACCACUUCAACGGCAUCUCCAGAAGGGACCUCAUCAGCAACCUGGCCAGAUGCGAGCACAUCAACAGCUUAUCCAGACAUGAGCACAUCAACAAUGUCUCCAGACAUGAGCACAUCAACAGCUUCUCCAGAGGCGACCACAUCAAAAGUGUCUCCAGAUGGAACCACAUCAGCAGCUUUUCCAGACAUGACCACAUCAGCAUCUUCUGCAGACGUGACCACAUCAGCAGCUUCUCCAGAUGUGACCACAUCAAGAGCCUCUCCAGAUGUGAGCACAUCAACAGCUUCUCCAGACAUGAGUACUUCAGCAGUGUCUCCAGAUGGGACCACAUCAGCAGCUUCUCCAGAUGUGACCACAUCAACUGCUCCUCCAGACCUGACUACGUCAACAGCAUCUCCAGAUGGGACCACAUCAGCAGCUUCUCCAGAUCUUGCCUCAACCACAGCUUCUCCAGACAUGACCACAUUAACAGUGUCUCCAGACGGGACCACAUCAGCAGCUUCUCCAGAUGCGACCACAGACCACAUCUGCAGCUUCUCCAGAAGUGACCACAUCAACAGCAUCUCCAGAAAUGACUACAUCAAUAGCUUCUCCAGAUGGGACCACAUCAAAAACAUCUCCAGACAUGACCACAUUGACAAUCUGGCCAGAUUCAAGCACAUCAACAGCUUCUCCAGAUGUGACUACAUCAAGAACCUCUCCAGACGUGAGCACAUCAGCAGCUUCUCCAGAUGGGAGCACAUCAACAAUGUCUCCAGACAUGACCACAUCUAUAGCUUCUCCAGAUGUGACCACAUCAACAGCUUCUCCAGACGGGACCACAUCAACUGUCUGCACAUCAACAGUGUCCCCAGACAUGACCACAUCAAUAGUGUCUCUAGACGGGACCACAUCAGCAGCUUCUCCAGAUGUGAGCACAUCAACAACAUCUCCAGACACGACCACAUCAACAGCUAUUCCAGAGAGCAUGACAUCCACAGCUUCUCCAGAUGCCACCACAUCAACAGUUUCUUCAGUUGCAAGCACAUUAACAGUGUCUCCAGACACAGGCACACCAACAGCUUCUCCAGACACCAGCACGUCAACAACGUCUCCAGAUUCGAGCACAUCCACAGCCUCUCUGGAUGCCACCAUAUCAACAGCUACUCCAGACACCACUACAUCAAUAGCUUCUCCUGA
Messenger RNA from Nyctereutes procyonoides (raccoon dog), 1506 nucleotides. Its product is annotated as coagulation factor V-like. Lineage: Eukaryota; Metazoa; Chordata; Mammalia; Carnivora; Canidae. The record is from RefSeq and is a predicted model, not a curated record. Bases 1 to 1506 code for a protein of 501 amino acids. The transcript has 3 exons.